AUGUGGGGCUAUAUGGCCGGAGGGUCGAGUGUGUCCAUCCCAGGUACAUCCGGACUAUAUGGCCGGAGGGUCGAGUGUGUCCACCCCAGGUACAUCCGGACUAUAUGGCAGGAGGGUCGAGUGUGUCCAUCCCAGGUACAUCCGGACUAUAUGGCCGGAGGGUCGAGUGUGUCCAUCCCAGGUACAUCCGGACUAUAUGGCCGGAGGGUCGAGUGUGUCCACCCCAGGUACAUCCGGACUAUAUGGCCGGAGGGUCGAGUGUGUCCAUCCCAGGUACAUCCGGACUAUAUGGCCGGAGGGUCGAGUGUGUGCACCCCAGGUACAUCCGGACUAUAUGGCCGGAGGGUCGAGUGUGUCCACCCCAGGUACAUCCGGACUAUAUGGCCGGAGGGUCGAGUGUGUCCACCCCAGGUGGUACGUCAUCUGGGCCAGAGCCGCGCGGGACAGGUGAAGGUGGUGCAGGGACAGCGCCUGACAGGAGAGUCACCUAUUUACUUCAUCCGUCUACCUCCGUCAUCGUACUACUUCUCUCACAACACCUUCACCUCCGCCGCCACACAUCCCCUCCACAAGGUGUAUGUAGAAUUUGUUAACAACGGGAAACCUCAGAAGGUUUAUCACUGGAACCUCCCUCUCACCUCCCACAACCAGAGUCCUCCACCGUCACAACCUCCACCACAACCGCCAUCACCUCCACACCACACCACCUCUACUAUAGAACGGUUGAAGUUGUUAUCAACCAAUGGUCCUGAGAAACCUGCCCCGAUGCUGCAGGUAUCGUCCACGCCGCCACCACAGUUAACCACAGUGGCACCAAGACCCUCAACCACAACACCACACCCACCUCCGCCAACCACCGUGGCGGUAAAGUCCUCCAAGCUGCCUUGGUUCAUGCUGAAGAAGAAUUACGUGUACAACGGCAGGCCUUCUCAAGUGUACAUAUGGAAGGGGAACACUCUUGUGUCCACUGAGAAGUUUCAGCACGCCAGGGCGCCUCUAGGCCCACUGUAA
Procambarus clarkii (red swamp crayfish) is the source of this 1011-nucleotide messenger RNA. Lineage: Eukaryota; Metazoa; Arthropoda; Malacostraca; Decapoda; Cambaridae. The record is from RefSeq and is a predicted model, not a curated record.